UGACUUGUACCCACACAAUUCUCAACUUCACCAUAUGGUUGGCGCCAAACCAAAACCCAGAACCGGACACAAUUUCAAACACUACGCUCUGUGGCUCUGACUUCCUCGCCGUCGGCUAUGGAGGCUUCGAUUUUUCCGACCGUGUUUGUCUCUCCCUCCUCCGCCGCCACCACCACCACCAUGACCGUCGUCCACGGCGGCGGCAGAGUCACCGACCAUUCCAAACCUGUCAUCAAUCUCAUUUCCAGAAAUCGAAACAAUCGUUCCAUCAAAACUCACCGUUUCAAGACGCCGACAACUGCCGCUGCGGCGAUUAACGAUGUUUUGGCUGCGGCGGAUCCGGAUCAGGUGGCGGUUUCCUGGCAAAUUGUCGUCGGCGCUUUGGCUGGUGUAACGCCAUUUGUGGUUGCUGGGAUUGAAUUUAGCAAACGAAUUGUAGCUCAGAGAAAGUGUGGGGUAUGUGGAGGCUCAGGACUUGUUUUGAGGGACAAAUACUAUUUCCGAUGCCCGGGUUGUGGUGGAUUUCUCCCUUGGCAAUCAUGGAAACGAUUCUUUUCUGGCUAGAGUCCUUUGUUUUUUCUUUUUCAUUCUUCUCAAAGGUUAUAUCGGCAUAUUCUGUUUAAUACAUUUCAUUAGAUAUAUAAACAUACUCUAAUCCUAUAUGAGAAGAUGAUACCUUUGGUCCUAGUUGCAAAGAAACUGCAUUCGGAAUUGGAAUUUGCUUGGAAGAACAAAAUGAACUUAUGUCAUAUUGUCAUCGUCAUCGUGAUGGCUAUUGAACACAACAGUGCAAGCUUUUAAAUAACUAUAUUGAGAUA
Molecule: messenger RNA, 818 nt
Organism: Camellia sinensis
Lineage: Eukaryota; Viridiplantae; Streptophyta; Magnoliopsida; Ericales; Theaceae
Source: RefSeq, a predicted model, not a curated record